CCUUAUUCAUCAGGAAGAAAGUAAAAAGGCGAUCGCUAAUUAAAAGUUAAUGAUUCCAAUCUCAAUCACAUAGUUUGGGCCGGUACAAACCGAAUCACCUGACGAACAGAAGAGGCAUGCUAUAGCUACUCUCCCUAACGAUCUCACCACACCGAUGAACCAUCUAAACCCCUUUAGCGAGUCGCAUCGCAAAAAUCCAAAUCAUCCGCAGCGAGGUCCGCCGCAUUGCUCGCAUUGAGAUCUACCGGAGAUAUGGUAAUAAAUUAGUGGAAUUGCGCGCACCAAGAUAGGCUGUUAAGAUUGUCUACCGUCGUCGUCGCUCGAUUGCAGCAUUCCCGGGGUGUCAAUGUAAUGUAUGACGUUCAUCGUUGCUACCUCUGAGCUUCGCACUUGGAGAUAGAUCUCGCUUUGCGUGAAGCAUAAAUCAGCUAAUCGGUGCUGCACAGAUCGUCAAAUCCGGAUCAAAACAUCCCGCGUGUACUCAUUUAGGUCGUUCAUUAUCACCUCCCGGUUUGGGAAACAUUCAACGUCAGAAAUUCGACGCAGCAUCUGCUGGUUUCGAUGAUCUCGCGGACUCUAAUUAAAUUAGAGACAAUCCAUCGAUCCCGUUAGUUCCCAAUUGUGUUUCACCGUUCGUUGCCGUAAUGGGAACCAUUUCCAGUUCGCUUUGAGACAUCACCGUGGAACGUUCUGUCCACCAUUAUCAUCAAUCGAAACGGAACUCCGGGCAACGAAAUGAAGACAUUAGGAAGAUUGUGGGUCAUCACGUUGAUAAUCGUGGCCAUGAUCGCAAACGAUUCCAUCGGAUUGAGCCAUAACGAUACCGCCACGGAGAUGAUGUCCAGUGAGUCGGAUCUUCAUCAACGAUCCAAACGGUCGCUAAUGUUCCCCUACAAUGCUGCCCAGGGUAUCAUUGUGGCGAUCGCACUUCCGCUUGGCAUCCCAGACAGGAACAUCUUCUUGUCCUACAAUUUCGAAGGAAACUACAACAACCCAAUUCAAUCCAACGUUUUCACCGAGGGAUUCUUCAACGUGAUCAUCGGAGAUCUGGGAAUACCGCUCAAUUCCCCAGCAAUCUUCAUCCAUCGUUCCUUGGAUGGUGACUCGGAAGUGGUCGAAACUCCUACGACCACCGAGCAAAUCGAAGGCGAAACCAUUUCAAGUCAACCGACGCAACAUCCGGAAGAGCUGAUUAACGCGUUUGCUAACCGUUCGCCGAAUUUCACUCGCAAGAAAGCUUAUCGGGCGAUUGAACGUCAUUUGAAAAGAACCGGUCUGGAUGGUAAAAAGUGUCUCCUAAGGGCUAUUUGUGAAGCGGCCGAAAUGCCAUUGGGAGAGCACAAUGGCAUUAUUGGUGAUGUUAUGCACAUUCUGUUGAGUCCAUCCUCCUCGGCUGACGAGGGUCUACCACCAGAGUUCUACAAGGCGGAGCAGCUCGGCGAACAGGGUCAAUGUCAGAAAUAUCGCAAGCGAUGCGAUAAGAGCGUCUUGGAUGAGAUAAGUUUUAUGUUGUAGACUAUCGGCAAAAUAAAAAGACAUG
Aedes aegypti (yellow fever mosquito) is the source of this 1540-nucleotide messenger RNA. RefSeq lists its product as uncharacterized. Bases 736 to 1515 code for a protein of 259 amino acids. The transcript is spliced from 5 exons. Lineage: Eukaryota; Metazoa; Arthropoda; Insecta; Diptera; Culicidae. The record is from RefSeq and is a predicted model, not a curated record.